AUGCUUAUGAUUAGAGCUGAUGGAGAAAAAAUGCCUGCUUUGCUCAUUUUUCAAGAGAAAAAUGGCCAGAUCCCGAACCUUGUAAGAGAAAGACUGAAUAUUCCAGAAAAUGUCAUCAUAAAAUCAAAUAAAUCUGGCUACAUUUCUGACCAGAUUCUUAAUGACUACCUCAGAACAAUAUUGAGACGAGAAAACCAACUGCUGAUUUAUGAUCAGGCUGGAAGUCAUAAAACUAUCAUGAUUUCUAAUGCAAUUUCAGAUUUAGAUGCAACCAAAAUUGUGAUCCCUGGAGGGUGCACAAAAAGUAUUUGCAACCACUUGACGCACUGGUAA
This is a messenger RNA of Blepharisma stoltei, 333 nucleotides long. Lineage: Eukaryota; Ciliophora; Heterotrichea; Heterotrichida; Blepharismidae. The record is from the annotation of a GenBank genome assembly.